Messenger RNA from Symbiodinium sp. CCMP2592, 1257 nucleotides. Lineage: Eukaryota; Dinophyceae; Suessiales; Symbiodiniaceae. The record is from the annotation of a GenBank genome assembly.
AUGAAUUUCGUUUUUCGAUUGCACUUGUUGGACGAGCUCGUCGCAUGUCUGUCAGGAUGCCACUUGUCUUGGGGAAGCGGGUGGGAAGUUGCCGAUCAUGGCCCUCGCGAGAAGCUCUCAGCUGAUACGUUCAUGCGCAGAGCUCGACCGGACCCGCCUGAAGACCCGCUUCCGGUCAGCAAGCGCAAAAGCAAGAGUGGCAAGCGAAAGGCGGGACUUUGGCUGAACGCAGACUAUCCGCUGAGUUCGGACGAGCCGGUUCAGCCUAAUGCAUCUACUAGCGCUGAUGUGAUGGGUCCGAAACUCGGCGCAUUUGCCUUAAAGGCCUUCAAGGUGCCGACGAAGAAGCAGCUGGAGUUCUGGCAGACAGAUUCGGAAUCUAUGCCCGUGCGGCAUCACCUUCCGAACCCGAAGGAGCAGAGGAUGACCAGACAGCGACACAGGCACGAGCGGUGGAGUGGAGAUUGGCCACCUGCAGUGGUCAAGGAAGAGGCUUUUUGCCCGGUGGACGGGCCCUGCUUGAAGGAGGUCAAGAAGACAGAUGCAGACUCGAAACUUGCCACUGCCGCAGAGAGCGGAGAUUGGCAACCCGGCGGGGUCAAGGAAGAGGUCGUCCCGCAAAAAGAGGAUUCCAGUCCACAGGUCAAGACGACAGAUGCAGACUCGAAACUUGCCACUGCCGCAGAGAGCGGAGAUUGGCAACCCGGAGGGGUCAAGGAAGAGGUCGCCCCCAAGGAGGACGGCGAGGACGUGGCAAAUGCAAGCUUUGCGAGUGUUUGUCGUUUGUUGCAUGCAUGGUAUGCUAUAACUCAGCUGAUUGGCGCUGUUUGGAGGAGGUCAGGAUGGCAGAAGCGGGCUCGAAAGUGGCCAGUUCUGCUGUUCCCACACCUUCCGCGACAAGCCCCUUCGAAGGGCACCGACCAGAAGAUCGCGACGAGCUUGCACGUGCACCUUGGCGCCGUCAGCUUCCGAAACCCAAAAGGCGAAGGACAAACGGACUGCAGCUUCCGCAACUGGGCUGCAAGUGGUUCGCAACGGCGGGUCAAAGAAGAGGUCGUGCCGGAGAAAGAGGUCCAAUGGCAUUGUUUGAAGGAGGUCAAGAUGACGAAUGCGGGCUCGAAUGUUUCGGCUGCUGCUGCCCCUGCCGGGCAGCACCAUAUGUCGGUCCGACCGCAAGACCACCAAGAGCUUCCACCACCUUGGCGCCGUCGGACGAUCAGACGGCAGCUUCGGCUUCAGCCACCAGGCGGCAACUAA